AUGUUAGAGGGUCUGGCAGCAUGGAUACUCAAUACAUAUGUUGGAGAGUAUGUAGAAAAUCUAAAUACAGAUCAGUUGUCAAUUGGCUUAUUGCAAGGGGAAGUGGAACUUGAAAAUUUACCUUUGAAAAAAGAUGCUUUAAAGAGCUUGGAACUUCCUGUAGAAGUAGUUGCAGGUUUCAUUGGAAAAGUUAAGCUUCAAAUUCCUGUCAGCAGAUUAAGAAGUGAACCUUGGGUGAUAUUUAUUGAAAGAUUGUUUUUGAUAGCUGGACCAAAAAUAUCAUGCGAAUACAAUGAAGAAGAAGAACAGAAAGCUGCUUUGGAAAAGAAAUUGGCUUAUUUACAAGCAUUGGAAGCCAAAUCAAAUGUAUUUUUGUUUAUUAGAGAAACUUGCUAUACAAAUUGGAUGACUUAUGGAACCUCUUUGAUGGCAAAUGUCAUUGAAAAUGUCCAGCUUAAAGUAAAGGAUGUUCACAUUCGUUAUGAAGAUGAGGUUAGUUGCUCAGAUCACAAAUUUGCUUGUGGCAUAGUCAUUAGAAGCUUAUCAGCUCAAAGCACUGACAGCAGUUGGGCACCAAAGUUUGUUCGGAGAGAUAAUAGUGAUUUUAUGUGGAAACUGCUACAAUUACAAGGAUUGUCAUUGUACUGGGAUACAGAAGCUGACAUUUUAAAUGGAAUGGAGCCUAAAGACAUGAUGGCUGCUAUGAGCAAGCAUCUUGAAACUCAUAUUUUGCUUGGACAUAUGAAAAGUCAUGAUUACAUUCUUUCUCCUGUAAAUGCUGAAGCCCAUUUGACCAGAAAUUGUUCUUUAAAGCCUUUACGUUCAAAGUUUAGUCCACGUAUAAACUGUGAUAUUCAUUUGCAAAAGAUUCCAUUAUCAUUGAGUGAGGUUCAAUAUAGGCAGAUAAUGGGAUGCCUGAAAGAAUUUGAGAUGCUUGAUGUACGAUGGAAGCAUCGUAAGUGGAGACCAAACACGCCUGUUAAAAAUAAUGCCAAAAAAUGGUGGAUAUAUGCAAUAUCUGUUCAUCUGGAACCUAUAAAGCAGCAAAGUAAGUGUUCUACCUGGUCUUUUGCAUAUGAAAGAGCUCAAGACAUUGUUCAAUAUUCAACACUAUAUGAAGAUUAUCUGCAAAAGAAUGGCUUUCUUUCCAUGGAAUCACUGGCUCAAAAGAAAUCUCUAGAGGAAAAGCUAAGUUUUGAACUACUAUGUCUUUUAAGAGAUCUUGUUAUGAAAAAAAUCCAGCGUGAAAACAAUUCUGAGUUGAAUCAUCAAGGAUCAAAGGGAAAAGGAUUCUUACAAUGGAUGUUUCCAUCUUGGGGAGGAUGGUACUCUGAAACCCCAGGCAUUGAAUCAACCGAGGGAGCCAAUGAAACAGAUUCAGGGGAUGCUGGAAGCAAAUCAAAUGUGGAUCAAUUGAAAUCUCACUUAGAAGAAGAAAUCUUGGAUGUUUUAGAUAAUGCUGACAAUGAUUCUCUUUUGAAAAGGGAUACUGUUUUUGCUCAGCUGAACUUCUCCUUAAAUCAAGGCAGCUUUAUACUAUUGCAAAGUGAAUCAAACUCCUCUCCAAAGCAUGAAAAAAGUAAAGCUAAGACAAAAUCAAUAAUUGAGUUGGAAUUUUCUGACGUAUCAACUAAAAUAGAAACCAGGCCAAGAACUGGUUCCUUCCUGUUUGAAAUUAAACUUGGAGCUUUGUAUUUGCAUGAUAAAUUUUUUGAAGACUCUCAUUUCCCUCAUAUUUUAGCACCUCAGAAUAGGGAUGUGAGCUAUUUGUAUACAAAGACAUCAGGAGUCACUAUUUUCCCUCUACCUUCAUUUUUGAACCAGAAAUCUGAAGAAGAGGAUGUUAGUAACCAUCUUUUCGAAAUGGUAUAUGAAAAGAAGCCCUUUGGGAUACAUGCAGAUCAUAAAUUGAACAUUACCACAAGGGCUUUGGAUGUUGUUUAUAAUCCACAGCUUUUAAAAUGCGUAACAGAUUUCUUUUCUUUGCACCAUGGUAAAUGUGCAGCAGAUUUUUCUGUGAGUGAAUUAAAACUUACAGCAGCAGCUCGAGCUAGAUAUGAAGUACUUAAACAGCAAACUAAAGCUGAAUUGCAACAUAAAUGGGAUCAGAUAUUGGAUGGAGAAGAUAAAACAGUUUAUUCUAAAGGAUGGAAUGUGGAAUUGGCUAUAUCAGCACCGCAGAUUAUUGUUCCAGAAGAUAUCCUAGAUAAAAAUUCUUCUGUCGUUGUUUUAGAUUUGGGAAAAGUUCACUUCUUCAAUUCCAGAAAAGAUGAGUUUUCAAGAAGUGGUUCAGUUUCUGAAGAUUUGGAUGAUGAUGAAGACUUUAUCACACCUUGUUCCACCCCUCAAGAACUCUUAGAGCAAAUAGAACAGAAUAACAAAUUAAUGGAAAUGAUCUCAAAACCAAAUGAUCCUCAGAUUCUAAAAGAGCAUAUUUAUGAAAGGUAUACCUUAGAGUUGAGCAAUAUUCAAGUUCUUGUAAGCCGUUUAAAGGAUAAUUGGAAGUUUGCUCAAAUGAGAGGAACAAGCACAAUGCAUAUCCUUGACAGGUUUUCAAUUACUGUACAAACUGAAAGACGUAUGGUUUACACCCAAGAUCCUGAUUGGCCAUGCAUUGCAAUUACUGGAAAUCUACCUAAACUCAUUGUACAUAUUAGUGAACAAAAGGUUAAUGCAUUGCAAACAUGUGUUGAUGUUUUUAACUCUCCAAUUCUAUCAAGUUCUAAUGAGCAGAUGUCAGCAUUUUCUUCAAACAAAGGUUCUGAUGAAUUUUGUGAUCAUUCAAAUGAAAAAUUGAUAAAAGGGAAAAGCUUUUCAAAGCAGAUGUCUGACCCAAACGAAGAAAGCAAUGAGAGUUCUCUUUUGUUACUCAUGGAAUUUUGUGUGGAUCAGUUGUCUUUCGAUGUUCAAAGCCGAGGUCGAAGUGUUGCUGAGCUACAGGUUACUGGUGUGAAGACAACUUAUGCAAAACAUCCUCAUAGCACUUCUCUUACCCUGUGUGUUCAUAGCUUAUUAUUAGUUGAUGCACUGCAGACAUAUGGCUCAGAUUUUGAACUUCUCUUGGCAUCUCACAAGCAUUUAAGCAUGGAUAGUACUAGUGGCAGUUUACGAGAUAGUGAUCCUAAUUCUCCAGCAUCACCUGCAAGCCCUAAUCCCGUUAGUUCACCACUUAUGGUUUCUUCGAUUCCUUCUCCUCCAUCCAUAUUAUCGGCAGCUUUAACUACUCUUCAAAAUUCUGCCAAGAAAGUCAAUACAUCUACAAAGUGGUCGUCUUCAUUGCAUGUUCCAAAAACAGAUCAUUUCGUUUCUGAUGCGCUUAUUAUUAUUGAAUUCAAUUGGAUAGAAUGUCCAUCAUCUGAGCAGGGCUUUACUGAAGUGUUGAGAAUUGCAAAUGUGCAAUUUAAUAAUCUUGAUGUUAUUGCAAAUCAAGAAACAAUUGUAGAACUUGUUGAUUUCGUCAAAAGAAUUGCAAUACAAAGAAACAAAACUAUGAAUGGAAAAGUUUCAAGUCCUGAUAACUCAAACCAAUUCAUAACUAAGCAAGCCAUAUGCAGAACAGAAAUAACAUUUGAUUUUUAUCGUUUGAAUAUUCUUUUGCUGAGAGCUCUAAGUCAAAAAGAUGGUUUAGUUGGCCGUAAAGUUGCUACUGCAACAAUAACAGGAGCAAGGAUUCAAGCUACUGUAGGAAAAAUAAUUGAAAUUCAAGGCGUACUUGGAGGGCUUCAAGUUUUGGAUUUGAUUACUGAAAAUACUAAGCACCAAAAAAUAAUCAGCAUUGGGUAUGAUCCACUGACCGAGCAUCAUCUUGACUUACUGAGUCACCUUCAAGAAGAAAUGUACAGGCCUUUAACUUACUCUCUAAUUUCUGAGCCUCAGUAUGCUUUAACAUUUAUUGUCACCAGAGGGGACAAAUUUGAACUAGCUUCUCCUAAUCCUCAAUCACUACAGCGUACAGUGUCAAGCAGUAGUUCUUUGUUCAAGCAACAAGGCUACCUCAAUAUUAACAUACGCAUGGCUUCUCUGUGUUACACACAUUCACCCAGACUUUUAUACGAGCUCUCCUCGUGUGCUACAGAAUUCAAAGCAUACAUGAGUUCUUUAGCCAAUUCCAUCAAGAGUGCAUGCACUGAAGUUGCAAUUGGGAUUGUUUCAAAAAGAACUGGUUCAAUUAGUGCUACACUUCACGGCAAUCAGCAAGAUAUCAGAUUGUUGUCGGAAAGUGUGGAUGAGUUAGCUGAAGAUCAAGUUUUCUCAUUAGAUGCUGCAGAUGAUGUGUCUUUAGACAUGAAACUGGAUGUUUUGCUGCAGACUCCUGUUGUUGCAUUUCCGUCAUCAUCGCAAAGCUCGGACGUUCUAGUGGCCCAUUUGGGUCGUAUAACUAUUAAAAAUGGAGUCUCUGGGUUUUUGAAUCAAUCUAAAUUUUCUGCAGAUCUGGAUAACUACGAUAAAAAUAACACUCUGUUGAUAGAAAUUCGUGACAUGAACAUGCAUUUUGUGAAUAUAGAACGGAAAGCCAAGACAUUUUCUAAUGCCUCGAAACUGGACAAUAUUGCUUUACCAAAUUUAUCCAUUAAAGAUUUAUAUGCAUGUGAAGAUAAAAGUCAACUUAUUAUUCAUGAUACUAUCAUAGAAGUGGUUGCUAUUUCUAGAAAAAAUGAAAUUGCUUCAGAAGUUACAUAUCUGAUCACCGAAGAGAGUACAGGGAUACACUAUGAGCAAAAGAAUUCUGGUUACAAUCAAGUUGAAAUUAAAGGAUGUGUAGUUAACCCCCUAAAAGUAGUUUUAUCUAAGUUGCAGUUUCAGCAGAUGUUAAAAGUACUUGAUAAUUUAACUUAUUUGACAGAUUUGCCGACGUCUGAUAAAACAGUAUUUAGUUCUUCUAAAGGUCGCUUGGAGUCCAUUGAUGAGGCACCAACAUACAGUGAAAUUACCACAUCUGCACCAAAUGCCUAUGCUUUGAAUAAUUCCUUUAAAAUUUCAUUUGAGUUGCCUGAAUUAAUUACUGAGCUGAGAGGUGAUCUGACUGCACGUGAAGAAGGAAUUGUAAGUUUAAUAUUUCAACAGUUCAUCUUGGAGUAUCGAAUGGAAGAGGCAUUCGAAGCAACUCUUCAGGUCACACUUCAGACUCUUUUGAUGGAAGAUUUGAGGAACACGACUGAUACUAAUCAUUGUUAUUUGAUGAGCUCUGUGAAUCAAAAUAAACCAAUUGCUUAUACAAGACCUCCAAAGUCUGACUAUAUUUCAACUUCAUGCCCUAGUUUGACUGAAACAAAUUCUAAAUUUUAUGAAACAAUUUCCAUGUCUUUGCCUGACAAACUGUGCACACAGAACAUGUUCUGUUUACAGAAGUCUAGAAAAAUAUCGGGAAGCUACGGAUAUCAGAAGAUGAAGUCAAAAUCAGAAGAAAGUUAUCCUAAUACUCCUCCACCUUCCCCUACAGUUCCAAAAGAAUUUCACCCCCAGUUAUCAGGUGAUGCCUUAGUAUACAUGAAUAUGAAGUUUAUCGAUAAAAAAAGUCCCGAUUUUGAUAAAAAAUAUAAGAGAAAGAGUCGCUUCGUUGACGUAGAUUUCAAUUGUCUGGAUAUAAUGUUAAACUUGCAUACAUGGGUUAUGUUACUGGAUUUCUUUGGUUUGGAUAACGAUGAAACCCACUCAGAUACUCAUAAAAAUUCUUCCUUCAGAAAUGAUUCAAAAGUGGAAAAAAAGAUUGUACCCGAAGCAAAAGAAACAAAUAACUCUGAAUUUUUACUAAAAGUUAAAAGCCUGACAGUUGUACUUAACAAGCAAGAUUACAAGCUGGCCAGUGCUAAUAUUUCAAAUUUCAUGUGUGAUACAUCUAUUCAAGACCAUACUUAUACUAUUAAAGGUACACUCGGAAGUAUAUCACUUAGUGACUUAUCCCGUCAUGGGCAUUUAUAUCCUGAAAAAUUUAUCACUACAGGCAGUGAAGCUUUACAUUUUCACAUUUUCAAAUACAGUCGUCAAUGUUCAGAUAUAAAUACUGACUUUGAUUUGAGUGUCAAAUGCCAAAUGAGUUCUGUUCAGUAUGUUCAUACACAAAGAUUCCUUUCAGAAAUAACAGCUUUUUUCCGACAUUUCAACGAAAUGCAGGAACUGAUUCGAAAAAUUAGGCUUGCUGCUUCUGGGGCUAUUAUUGAUAAUGAAAUAACGAGAGGAUCCCGUAUAUCACUAAAUAUAUCAGCAGAUUCACCAGUUAUUGUGAUUCCACAGUCUUCUUCUAACACUCAUGUUUUGGUUGCAGAUUUAGGGCAAAUAACAGUUCGUAAUGCUUUCUUGAUGUCAGGCACUAAAGGGACUAUUAGUUAUUGCAAGCAGUAUAUGGAUUCCCAUUCCGCAAAUUAUUCUGAAUUUCCUUUUGAUAUUGGCCUGCUCGAGAGCAAGUUUGAGAAAUUUGAGAGGGAUAAACGCAUAUUGCAAAAAGCAGAAAUAACAUCUGAGGAUUUUUCUUGUUUGUUAGAUGUAAUAAAUGUUGAAUUAGCAGAUAUGGAUUUAUAUUCAGCUGUUCGUGCAGAUAGAAGCAAAUCUAAAAAAGGUGAUGUUGAAAACCAGGCAUCAGAAGAUAAAAAAUUAUUUUUCCCAUCAUUCACUAUACAGAAGCAGGGAAAUGAUUUGCUUCAGCAGAAAUUCAUGCUCCAGCUACAAAUAGAAAGGAAUUUAGAUUCUGCUGUUAAUCACUUUGUUCCUGAUUGGGCUGUUGAAGGGGUUGUAUCUUCUGUGUUCGUAACUUUAGAUAAAAAGCAAUACAAGCUUGUAUAUGGUAUACUAAAUCAAAAUUUAGGUGAGCCCUUAGAAGAAUUCACAUUUGAUCUUUGCAAUGAAAGUGACACCUUUGUUAUAGUGAGUACUGAUGACAAACCUUGGACGACAUUAGCUAUUCACAUGGAUUUAGUCAACGUGUCUUUAGAAGUAAUUCGCGAUGGUAUUGCUAAUAAACAAUGCGAAUGCUCAUUAGCCAAGUUUGAUUUUAUAAAAUCAAGGCUUUGCUACGAGUCAUUUUCUGACAACAGUAAGGAUAUCGAUCUAGUGUCCAAUAUGGUACAGGUAUCAGAUAUUCGCUUCAAAGAUGCACCUGUGAAUAAUAGACCAAAUGUAUUCACGAAAAUUUUGCAGCCCACCAAAAAUAAGGAGAAUGUUGGCUCUACCUUACAAGCUGAAAUUCAUUAUCGUGUCGCUCGGGAUCUGACACGAUUCACAGUUCUUCUGAAUAAUAUGAGAAUAAUGAGUGUUUUUGAUUUUCUUCAGUCUGUUCUUGACUUUUUGAAAGUUUCAGAUCUUGAUCCUGGGGAAUCCAGUAUUAACUUGCCAAAGAAAAUUUCUACAAUUUCUACCCCUACUGUGAAAACUCCGGCCAAAACUCAAAAUAAUUUUGAAUUAAAAAUUAAUGUAACAGAUACUGAAUUAGUAGUUCUUGAAGAUACUUCACUAUGGGACAGUAAUGCAGUCAUUGUAAAAGCUACAGCUGUCAUUACUUGGAAAGAAUUUUGCAUUGAUAAGCCACUAUCAUGUAAUUUGCAAAGUUUGGAAGUAUUCUCAUGCAUAUUAGGAGUUGAAGAAGAUACUGCAUUGUCUAUCAUUGAUCCAUUAACUGUCAGCAUAGAAGUUGUUAAUAAACCUGUCUCUGACUUUGUUCAGCAUGUGUUAGAAGUUUCGGCUAUGAAUUUAAAUCUUCGACUUUCUUAUUACGAUAUGACCAUGUUUUUAAAGAUAAUUGAAUCGAUAAAGCGUCAGACUGCUUUCAAUGAAAGCUCAGUUACAUUGUCAAAAUCGAACUGCAUCGAGAACAAAAGUAAUUCCUCUGAUAUCGACAAAUUAGUUACCUUAGGAUUUUCUUCUGCUGACUGUGAAAGAGCUUUAAAUUCAUGUAGAGGUAAUAUUAAUGAUUCUGCAUUAUGGUUAACUCAGUAUGCAACACCUCAGACAGAUAUUUUCCUUCCUGGUCUUGAAGUUGAAUCCUCUUCUGAAUCAGAAGAAAGUUUUAAAUUUGUGAAACUUAAUUCAGCUGAAAUUCGAAUAUCAUCAUGCUGUUUGUGUAUUAUUGAUGAUUGCAGGGAUGCUGAUGUUCCUGUUGUUGAAAUGACACUGUCAGAUGUAGUAUUCACCCAAAAACUGGUUUCUAGUCUUGAAGGUAAUGGAAAUUUCCAUUUUAGUGCUGAUUAUUACAAUCGAGCUCUAUCAGGGUGGGAACCAGUAAUUGAGCCUUGGAAAUGCAAUAUAAAUUGGAAAAUUCUACCAAUACAAUCAAAACCUGGGAGAAAGCUUCAUUGUAACAUUUCUUCUGAUGAUGCCAUUAAUUUCAAUGUUACGUCAGCUUUGAUUGAGCUAUGUAAAACUGUUAAAACUAACUGGACUGAAGAUUAUUUAAAUAUGUGCAGUAAAAAUAAAAAUUCAACUGUAACAGAAAUACAUAGUCCAGGGUGUUAUCGAAGGCGUCUUCCAUUUGUACCAUUUGCUCUGAAAAAUGACACAGGAUGUAAAUUAUGGUUUGCUACUCAAAUAACAUCUGCAGAUCAGCAGUCUUUGAACUUGGAAACUCAAUCCAUGCCAGCACAAAAUAGCAAGUAUGCUUUACAGUGGACUGAAGUUCCUGCUGGUAAUCUCAUCCCUGUUCCAUUUGAAACGAGGACGAAGAUUCGUCACAAAGAUUCUCAUGCGAUGAAGAUCCAUCAAAUUAUUGUAAGAGUUGAUGGGUGGUUACCUGCGGCACCUGUCUCAGUGGACAGAGUGGGAACAUAUUUCCGCCAUGCAAAUCCUCAAAUUAGCCAUUCAGCAUCUGUCUAUACUGAAAGACCAACUGCACGAAUAGUUUGUGUAGUUUCUUUAGAAGGUACAGCUAAAAAACUUAUUACUGUUCAGUCAGCUUUAUUAGCUUGUAAUAAACUUGAUGAAGAUGCUAUUGAAUUGAAGCUUGAAAAUUCUGGUAUGCAGUAUGGCAUUAGAAGCUUGUCCCUAUAUUUAGUACCUCACCAAAUAUUGCCUAUACCUCUAUCUUUUGUGCAUGCCCAAAUAUGGGCUCGACCUGUAGAUAGACAAGUUGCUUUUUGUGAUCACAGUAUUGCUUGGCAGCACAUAACGAAGCCCGAAGAAAUCAAAGGUUCAAUAAAACUAUGUAGCUCUGUUCAGAAAACAAAAGAAUAUUAUAGAUAUUUAGUCUGUGUUAAAAGACGGAAAUUUCCUGCUGAGAAAGAAAGCAAUUUGUCUACUAGUCUACCUACAGUUGUUCAACCUGCUCAUAAAAUAACAUUUUUACCAUGUUUAGAAAUUGUUAAUCUUCUUCCAUAUGAACUUCACUAUACAGUGAAAAACUUGAAUGUGUCCGGGUAUAUAAAGCCUGGGAAAGGAAAACCAUUGCAUAAUGUUGAUGUAAGUCAACAGUUUAUUCUGAAAUUUUUUUUGGAAAAUUUCAAACAUUGCAAAGACAUCAGUUUAUCAGCUACAUCACGUCACUUUCCUUCACGUAUUGAAUUGUAUGACAAUCGUGAUCGUUUACUUGUACUACAAUUAAAGAUAAGAAUGUUGCCUGGAGGAGCUCUGAAACUUUUUGUCACUGCUCCCUUUUGGCUUGUGAACAAAACCGGACUUCCUCUGAUAUUCAAACAAGAAGGCACUGGAAUUGAAGCAGCUGGGCAAUUUGAAGAGCACGAGCUUGCUCGAUGCAUGGCGCCACUUUUAUUUUCUUUUGCUGACAGGGAUGCGAGUUCAUUGUGCAAUAUGCGUGUUGGAAGAUCCUUGCAUCUUGAUGGAGUUCCUCAGUGGAGUACUAGAUUUGAUAUGGAAGAAGGCAUUCGAGUUCGCAGGCUUCAUGUAGCUAGGAAAGAUUCAAGACCGGAUUUGGUGUAUAACAUAGGCAUAAAUGUUCGUGUUGGUAGGGGUCGUUAUAGAAACACUUACAUUGUAACUUUAUCUCCAAGGUAUCAGUUAGACAAUAGAACUAGUCACAAAUUAGAAUUUUGCCAGUACUUUGCAACAAAAGACAAUAGACAAUUUUUACUUUCUGCAAUGCCCAAGUCAAGCCUUCCAUUUCACUGGCCUCGUAUUGAUUUAGAUAAUUUGCUUUGUGUCCGUCAACCUGAUAUUGAUGAUUGCAAUUGGUCUGGCGGUUUUUCCAUAGAUAAUAUCAAAUCGUUUCAUAUCAACAUGCGAGAUGGAUUUGGUAAAUCAAAUUUCUUAAGGGUAGAAAUAGUGUCACAAAAUGCUACAUUUUUUAUAGUUUUUACCGAUGCUGAUCGAUUACCUCCACCAUUUAGAAUAGAUAAUCUGUCCGAGGUUCCUAUCACGUAUUACCAAACAAAUGUCGAGCAAGAACGUUUAAAAACUACUAUAAAGCCUAACACAUCUGUUCCUUAUGCUUUCGAUGAGCCCACUCUUCCUCCAUAUAUAACAUGCUGUGCGCCUGGAGGUUCGGCUGCAACUUACAAUAUGAACAUAUUUAGCGAAGGAAAUCAAUUAUUUUAUGAGAAUUUUAUUUACAUCAUUUUUACUGGUACAUUUGAGAGCAAUGAUUUCCUAACAGAACCAACUCAUAAUCUGUCUAAGAAAGAAUAUGUUUUAGAUGUACCUUUUGGAUCUAAAGUGGUAAUCAAUAAAAGGGAAGCAGGAAAGCGAUCGCAACUGUGGCGAAUGACUAGCACAGGGAUGUUGCAGCAUGAAGGUUCCAGUCCUCCCCGAGACCCACACAAACCAAACGCAUCAAAUGAAAGCAAAAUGCUUGUUUUAGAUAUUGCAGCACUUGGAGCUCAGCCUGGAGAAUUCAUUCCCCUUAUGUUGAGAAAACCAGACCCAAGAAGACAGCACACUCAAACUUGGAAGUUUACAGCUGAUGGUCGCCUUUGCUGUGGUUAUCCAAAUUUGUAUGUACAGGCAAAGGAUGGUUUCAAAGGUCUCCGUCGAGGAAAUGAUGUGGUACUUGGCCCCUCUCUCCCAGUGAGUUUUUUCACUUUGAAAAAUGGCAUUCCUUUGGAACAAGCAAUUUCACGGAUGAAACUAAGGGGUGGGUCUGGUGUUUUGACAGUGAAAGUGGUACCAGAUGGACCAACUUGUGUUCUCCAAAUAAGCGAUAUACAGAAGCAGACAAUGACAGUCAGAUCAUCGCCUGCUACUGAUUGGGUAGUUGUCGAAGAGCAAAAAAGCAAAACCAAUCAUAAUUUUCAGCAAAAUCUUGACAGUUCAAAUCAUGAUUCCAGUGCUGCUAAUAAUAACAUUGAAGUUGUAAUAAAUCUCAAGUUUUCUCGAGGAUUAGGUUUGUCACUGGUUAAUCAUCUUAGUGAAGAACUCAUAUAUGUUUGGCUUCAUAAUAUCACUGUUGAAUAUACUAGAGCAUCAAGUCUUCACACUCUUUGUGGAAGCAUAAAAGACAUUCAAAUUGAUAAUCAACUUAGAGGGGCAGAAAAACCUGUUGUAUUAUACAUCACUCCAAGUGGGAAAUCUGAUGAUCAGAGACAUUUGCCUGCUUUGCAUUUUACUGUUCAAAGGAUGUCAACUCCUCUUAUUAAUGCAGAAAUAUUUAAACAUUUUAUUGUGACCAUAAAGAAUUUAACAAUUUUGCUUGAAGAAAGAUUAUUGUUAAAACUGUAUCAGUUUGCUGGCGUUUACCUCACUGAAAGUGAAGUUGAAAAAAUGGAUGAAAGUGAAAAUAAUCAAAGUCAAAAGAGCCUCACAGAAACUAUGGCAUAUGAGAAAAGGUACUAUUUUAGUACAUUGAAGCUUUGCUUAGAGCAAAUUAAACUGAGUGUUCUUACAAGCGUAAAUCUCCAACCUGAUUUGCUUCAACUGAAGAGAAAAAAAGGGCUUCGGUUGAUAAGGUUUGAAGAUGCAACUAUUGAGCUAGAUUCCUAUGUGAGGGUGUAUCCUUUUGAGACUGCUGAGUUUUUGAUUCAUAAUAUUGUCGAUCAUUACAAGGAAGAGUUGAAAAGUCAAGCUGCUAAAAUUCUGGGUGCUGUCGAUUUUCUUGGCAACCCACUAGGUUUGAUGAAUGAUGUUUCUGAUGGUAUUUCAAAGCUUAUCCAUGAAGGCAAUGUUGGUGGGCUCAUAAAAAACGUUACUCAUGGAUUGUCCGAUUCUGCUGCGAAGAUUUCUGGUACAUUAUCUGAUGGUCUUGGAAUGGUGGCGAUGGAUGAUAAGCAUCAGAAAAUGCGGAAACAAAUUAGACAGCAAAGUACAGCUGCUGGAAAUGACCAUUUGAUGACUGGCCUUAAAGGAUUAGGUUUUGGAAUUUUAGGAGGUGUUACCAGUGUAUUUACUCAGACAUAUGAAGGUGCAGUUCAGGAAGGAGUUCAGGGCUUUUUCUCUGGGCUAGGUAAAGGGAUUGUUGGAACAGUGGCCAAACCUGCUGUAGGCUUUCUUGACUUUGCAUCAGGAGCUGCAAGUGCAGUACGAGAUACAAGUAAGGGCAACAGUGACACAGUAAUAUGUCGAAUAAGGCCUCCUAGAAUAUGUGUGGGACCUGGAGGUUUAUUACCCAGAUAUUCAUUUCAGCAAGGUUUGGGACAGGAAUUUCUGUACACCUUAAACAACCAAGAUUAUACUGAACUAUUCAUUGCCAAAGAACAGAUACGAUCAGGUUCAGAAGAUUUGCAUGCUCUUAUCUCAAGUGAACAAAUUUAUUUCCUGAGUAGUGGAUCCCCACCUUCAAGCAACGUAGUCCUUACUGUUCCUUUUGCCGAUUUAUAUAAAUGUUGUUAUACUUUCUCGGAAGCUGGAGUGGUUGGGGAUGUGAGACACUAUUUGCAGUUGGUCAUGAAGGCAGAUAAUUCACCCGGAUCUGUGAUAGUGCCCAACGAGCAAGGAAGGAGGCAUUCCAGAACCCUUUCAACUGAAGCAGUUUACAAAAAGCCACAAGUGAGAUGCGAUUCAGAUGAUGUUGCACGAAAGGUAGCAAUGCAAAUAAACUAUGCGAAAAGUCUUCAUGAAGAAAGAACAUAUAUGGUGAUGAAUGAUGAUGAAAGUGAUGAGGAAAAAGAAUAAUGCAAUGUAUAUAUGCAAUUGUACCUGUUUAAAUAUGAGAUGUUUAUUUAUUCAAAGCUGUAUAAAUAUUGAAAAGUUGUUUACUAUUGUAUAAUAUAUUUGUAAAAAGUAAAGAUCCUAAUAAAUAUAUAUCUACA
This is a messenger RNA of Uloborus diversus, 13118 nucleotides long. RefSeq names its product intermembrane lipid transfer protein VPS13D-like (gene Vps13D). Lineage: Eukaryota; Metazoa; Arthropoda; Arachnida; Araneae; Uloboridae. The record is from RefSeq and is a predicted model, not a curated record. Gene Ontology annotation, molecular function: protein binding. Gene Ontology annotation, cellular component: extrinsic component of membrane. The transcript is spliced from 31 exons. Gene Ontology annotation, biological process: protein retention in Golgi apparatus; mitochondrion organization; protein targeting to vacuole. The coding region runs from base 1 to 12981 and encodes 4326 amino acids.